Stylonychia lemnae is the source of this 1155-nucleotide messenger RNA. The record is from the annotation of a GenBank genome assembly. Lineage: Eukaryota; Ciliophora; Spirotrichea; Sporadotrichida; Oxytrichidae.
AUGAUAACAAUUGGAAGAGAUAAAAAUCAAAUUACCACAACUUAAAAUCAUAGGAAUAGAAGAAUUAUCAAGGAAAAGGUUUUGCCUCAAAGAGAGACCCUAGAUAUUAAUUCAGUUCAACUUGACCCAAAUUAGUCAAUUUUCGCUAAGGGUUCAAAUCUAUUCAAUAAACCUAUCGCAAACUUCGGUAAUCAGAAUGAUGCAUAAUCCAGUUAUCAACUAUAAAACUCAAACUUUAAUUCUAGCAAUCUCAGUAUGAUAACUUAGACUAACUUUGGUAGCAGUAAUUCCUUUCAAAAUUAGCAAAGUAGUAAUUUCAAUAGUGUUAAUGUGAACAAUAACUAGCCUUAAAAUAGACUUAACAACUUUUUCCAUGGUUCAGCAAAUUCAAAUAAUCAGUAAAACAAUGCAAAUAAAAGUGCUACUUAAAAUACGUAAUAAAACCUAUUCGCUUAACUAUACUAGACUAACACCAAUGCUGCAAAUAAUAACAAUAAGAAUUAAAAUAACAAUUCAAAUGGAGUCAAUUAGAGAAACGAAAACAGUAACAAUAUCAAUGGUGGAGGGAAUGUAAGCGACUUUAAUAAAUAUCUAGUACCUAGCAAAGAUGAAGCUUUUGUAACACCAAGAAAAGAGAACAAAAUGCAAGAUAGUCGAUCUUCUGAUGAGGGUGAGAUAGUCUUGGUAAAUAAUCAGAAUCAGCCUAUGCAGUAAACUUAGCUCAGACAAAAUUUAACUUAACAUAACUCCAAUACUAAUUAGUCUCAAUAGAUUAACAAAGUUAACGGUUAGUCAUAUGUUCAAUAAAAGAUCUAAGAGUAGUAAAGGAGAAUCAAUGAUCCCCUAAAAUAUCAAACUCAUAAUACUGGUGGAAAUAAAUAAUAGACCUCUAAUAAUUAGGCCACUAGUUUUUAGCAUAUUCAACCCAAACCCAUAAGUAAUCUCUCCUAAAAUUAGCAACCUAAAGAAUUCCUUACUCCUGAAGCUAAACCUUAAACCAGCUAGUAGCAAGCAUUAUCAGCUAGUUCUCAUAGCAGUUAAGAUUCUGAUAAAACAAAAGUUAAAACUGAAUCUGAAAUCCUAGGAUAAAUGUUGAGAUUAGGCUAUGGUAUGCGUUGGAUGAGAUUGUAGAAACUAGGGGAUUAUCUAAAAUGA